AUCAUCUCGACCCUCAACUUCUGGUCAAAAGAUAACUCACUCCGUCUAGGUCGCUCUCUACGACGCCUUGAUGCAGUCAGUCUGAUCGAUAUCCACGCCAAUCUCCUCGUCGGCCGAUCCUCCUCCCUGAGACGCCCUACUACACCCACCACCCAAACCUCCCACUGCUACCCCGCCUUCGAUGGGCAACAACCCUUCCAAAGGCCCAGCCGGUGAUGGGCCGGCUGGCCAUAUCCCCCAUGCCGCUGGUGAGCGCAAGGUGGUGCGUCGCACCUCGCUAAAUGCCAUCGCCAACCCAAAAGCGACUGCAGCCGACCCCUCUGCCACCAGGGAGACCGCCGCGGGACACUCCGCCGGAUACCAGGGCUCGGUGCAGCAUCGACUGCAGCGCAGCCCGGCCGAUUCUCCGAGCAAAAGCACCAGCAGACCCCAAAAGCCCGAGGCCAGGAGACCCGGGUAUGCGCAAGGCCGGAAUAUCGCACCGCAAGAUCACUCGAACCCGAUGCAGGUGCCCGCCGCGCGACAGGCCGCGGGGCGCGAUCCUGUGGCACCUUCGGGCCCGCCGCUGAGCUCGUACUAUAGCGCGUCGACACAUUUGCAACGGCCACCGCGCAUGCCAUUGCCCAUUGGUGAUGCUACGACCACGCCUGGCUCGCCGAUCAGUGGACCCGAGGAUUCGCAUAUCCAAUCGCUUCCGGCGGACAGGCUUCUGGAUGAGAAGUUAGACCAGGGAGCAUCCAAUUUGAGCAGUGUGACCUUGGAUGGUGAAGAGAUUGUGGAUGAACUUCAGCCGUACGCUACUAGCGCAGUUGGGAAGGCAGUGCCUACCUAUAUUGAGUGGUCUGGACCAGGCCAGAAGGUCUAUGUGACGGGUACCUUUGUGAAUUGGGAGAAGAAGUUCAAGCUGCACAGAAGUGAAGGCGAAGGCGCCACCAUGUCGACAACGCUGAAUCUGCGGCCUGGUACCCACCACCUGAAGUUCAUCGUUGACGGAGAAAUGCGAGCUUCAGAUACUCUCCCCACUGCAGUUGAUUUCACCAACCACCUGGUGAACUAUAUCGAAAUCAGCGCCGAUGACGGACACGACAGCCUCCCGCCUGGUAUCCAUGCCUCGCAGACUUUAGCCGACGGCGGCAAAGAUGGCCAAGCAGACGAGACGGAUGAACCCCCCAACAAGGAAGAGCCCGAGGAGGAAGUCCCCCUGGUGACUUCGGUCGGGCCAUUCCCCAAUUCCUCGCAGAUUUGGACAAGGACGAGGAUAGCGGCAAAUGUCAUCAGUGACACCCCGACUCCUCCCAGUUUGCCGCUGUUCCUGGGUAAAUCGAUCCUAAAUAGCAAUACGCCUACCAAGGAUGACAGCAGUGUUCUGAAUUACCCCAAUCACACUGUUUUGAACCAUCUUGCCACGAGCAGUAUUAAGAAUGGUGUUCUGGCUACCAGUGUGACGACUCGAUACAAGCGCAAGUACGUUACCUCCAUUUUGUACAAACCAACCGGCGACAUCACCGAGUGAGCGCUGCCCGGUGACAAUGCAGAUUCAUCUCUUGCAUGCGUCUACCUGGAGGGACAAGCGAUCUAUGCGAGUCUCCAGAGGCGCGUGUUCCUGGACACUGCAUCAAAGCUCAGCACAUCCCCCGGGGAUAGCCCUCCGUCAGUUGAUCAGCAGUGUCGUGGAAUCCCUACUAAACAGCCCAUGCGACGAUGACCGUAUAUGGUUCAGUUAGAGAAGGAGACGGCAUAACGGAGCGAGGGCAAGUUGCGAUGGAAAGAAAUGUGGCUCCGAUCACAUAUUGCAUGAAGUUUAGGCGUUCCUGUACUUGAUUCUUGGGAGGUUUUACAUCGGAGCUGGAGUUUUCUUUCGAUCAUGCAAGCGAGGUUCAUAGUUAUGGCCGUGCAGGCGCUUGGAUUUUGUUGACGAGUACAGAGUUGUUUUUUUAUUUCAAUAGUAUUCUUACUGUGCAUUUGUUUGAUUGAUUGUUUGGCUUCGAUAGAUGGAUAGGUUCAUGGGCACGAUAUAAGAAUCGGAACUUCCUAAGGAUAGUUUGACAUCUGACAGCCAAACCAAAACAAACCAAGUCUCUUCUAC
This is a messenger RNA of Penicillium subrubescens, 2086 nucleotides long. RefSeq names its product putative Snf1 kinase complex beta-subunit Gal83. Lineage: Eukaryota; Fungi; Ascomycota; Eurotiomycetes; Eurotiales; Aspergillaceae. The record is from RefSeq and is a predicted model, not a curated record. The transcript is spliced from 4 exons. The coding region runs from base 182 to 1513 and encodes 443 amino acids. Gene Ontology annotation, molecular function: protein kinase binding. Gene Ontology annotation, cellular component: nucleus; nucleotide-activated protein kinase complex; cytoplasm. Gene Ontology annotation, biological process: signal transduction.